AUGAAUGCCUCAGGAAUAUCCGUGCGAUCAUUUAACCUCUCAGACGCGGAAGACGUGCUGAAAUGGGCGGGUGACGAUAGAGUGACCCAAUACCUGCCAUGGAGCUCCUUGAAAACUAAAGAAGAAGCCGUUUCCUUCAUUGAGAAGGUUGCUGUACCCCAUCCAUGGCGUCGAUCCAUAUGUCUGAACAAUCGGUCCAUUGGAUAUGUAUCGGCGAAGCCGGGGGCCGGUGACGACCGGUGCAGGGGGCACGUUAGCUAUGCUGUGGGUGCGGAUCACUGGGGAAAAGGGAGGGUGGCGGAGGCUUUGAGGAUGGCUAUCCCUCUGGUCUUCAAACAAUUCCCCCAGCUGUACAGGAUUGAGGCUUUGGUGGACGUUGACAAUAAAGGGUCCCAGAGGGUGCUUCAGAAACCAGGGUUUGCUGAGGAAGGGUUGCUCCGGAAAUAUGGCUUUUGUAAGGGUCAGGUGAGGGAUUUCCUCAUCUACAGCUUCUUGGCUACUGAUAAGCUUCUGUGAUCUUAAUUGAUUUUGCUUAGCCACGAGCCUUUACUUGUUUGUUUAUAUCACCAAUCAUUUCCAGAAGCAAGGGGAUAGAUUAAUUACAUUUUGUCCUAGCUUUAUUUCUACUGGCGGAUUUUUUGUUUUUGAUUUUGCAGUAUGGAGUAUAAUUUAUUACUUUUACUAUAGAACAAUUUAAUGCCCUGUAUUAAUGUGCUUAUACUGUUAUUUUA
Molecule: messenger RNA, 731 nt
Organism: Neltuma alba
Lineage: Eukaryota; Viridiplantae; Streptophyta; Magnoliopsida; Fabales; Fabaceae
Exons: 1
Coding region: 1-516 (171 amino acids)
Molecular function (GO): acyltransferase activity, transferring groups other than amino-acyl groups
Source: RefSeq, a predicted model, not a curated record